AUGGCCACCACCGCGCAGUACUUGCCGCGGGGCCCCGGCGGCGGAGCCGGGGGCACGGGACCGCUUAUGCAUCCGGAUGCCGCGGCGGCAGCGGCAGCGGCGGCGGCAGCCGAGCGGCUGCACGCGGGGGCCGCGUACCGCGAAGUGCAGAAGCUGAUGCACCACGAGUGGCUGGGCGCGGGCGCGGGCCACCCCGUGGGCCUAGCGCACCCGCAGUGGCUACCCACGGGAGGAGGCGGCGGCGGCGACUGGGCCGGCGGCCCGCACCUGGAACACGGCAAGGCGGGCGGCGGCAGCGCCGGCCGAGCCGACGACGGUGGCGGCGGCGGCGGUUUCCACGCGCGCCUGGUGCACCAGGGGGCGGCCCACGCGGGCGCGGCAUGGGCGCAGGGCGGCACGGCACACCACUUGGGCCCGGCCAUGUCGCCGUCGCCGGCGGCCGGCGGGGGCCACCAGCCCCAACCGCUCGGGCUGUACGCGCAGGCGGCCUACCCGGGGGGCGGCGGCAGCGGCCUGGCCGGAAUGCUGGCGGCGGGCGGCGGCGGCGCGGGGCCGGGCCUGCACCACGCGCUGCACGAGGACGGCCACGAGGCUCAGCUGGAGCCGUCGCCUCCGCCGCACCUGGGCGCCCACGGACACGCACACGGACAUGCACAUGCCGGCGGCCUGCACGCGGCAGCGGCGCACCUGCACCCGGGCGCGGGCGGCGGUGGCUCGUCGGUGGGCGAGCACUCGGACGAGGACGCGCCCAGCUCGGACGACCUGGAGCAGUUCGCCAAGCAGUUCAAGCAGCGGCGCAUCAAGCUGGGCUUCACGCAGGCCGACGUGGGGCUGGCGCUGGGCACGCUGUACGGUAACGUGUUCUCGCAGACCACCAUCUGCCGCUUCGAGGCCCUGCAGCUGAGCUUCAAGAACAUGUGCAAGCUCAAGCCGCUGCUCAACAAGUGGCUGGAGGAGACCGACUCGUCCAGCGGCAGCCCCACCAACCUGGACAAGAUCGCGGCGCAGGGCCGCAAGCGCAAGAAGCGCACGUCCAUCGAGGUGGGGGUCAAAGGCGCGCUCGAGAGCCACUUUCUCAAGUGCCCCAAGCCCUCGGCGCACGAGAUCACAGGCUUGGCCGACAGCCUGCAGCUGGAGAAGGAGGUGGUGCGCGUCUGGUUCUGCAACCGGCGGCAGAAGGAGAAGCGCAUGACCCCGGCGGCCGGCGCCGGCCACCCGCCCAUGGACGACGUGUACGCACCCGGCGAGCUGGGGCCGGGCGGGGGCGGUGCGUCGCCGCCCUCGGCGCCCCCGCCGGCCGCGCUGCACCACCACCACCACACACUGCCCGGCUCCGUGCAGUGA
Eubalaena glacialis (North Atlantic right whale) is the source of this 1344-nucleotide messenger RNA. RefSeq names its product POU class 3 homeobox 1 (gene POU3F1). Gene Ontology annotation, cellular component: nucleus. Bases 1 to 1344 code for a protein of 447 amino acids. NCBI's taxonomy places the organism in Eukaryota, Metazoa, Chordata, Mammalia, Artiodactyla, Balaenidae. The transcript has a single exon. Gene Ontology annotation, molecular function: DNA-binding transcription factor activity, RNA polymerase II-specific; RNA polymerase II cis-regulatory region sequence-specific DNA binding. The record is from RefSeq and is a predicted model, not a curated record. Gene Ontology annotation, biological process: regulation of transcription by RNA polymerase II; brain development.